AUGGUAACUGGCGAAUAUGCAUAUGGUGUGCAGGAGACACAUUCAGAAAAGAAAUGCGAAAAGAUGAUCAGAAAGAAACGAGAGGACGACGAAGGCACCAAAUGGCGACACAAAAAAGAGUCAGAAGAUGACGACCAACAUAUCGAGGAAUUUAAACUUUUGUGUGAUGAUGACACCCACGACAAUAGUCCACGGAAUAUUGAUUUUGGCCUGAGACCGACAACACUACGUCAGGCGAAUGAAAGCUCCGGGGACAUCAGGUCUCUGCGGGUCCUCUCCUCUCUGUCUCCCCUCACCGUCCUCCCUUCCCCCUCCUCUCCAAUUCCCCUCCCCCUACCCUCAUCCUCCGCCCCCUUCCCUUCUCUUCAAGAUCCUCUCCUCUCUCCCUCUCUACGUCCCUCCUCACCCCUUCCCCUUCUCCUACCCCUACCCCUGCAUCCCCUUCCCUCACCCCGCGCCCCUUCCCCCUCCCCAUCCCCAUCUCUCACCUGCACCACGUCCCUCUCCCUUUCCUCACCGUCCCUACUCACCCCUUCCCCUUCCCCUUCCCCACCUGCAUCCCUUUCCCUCACGCUGCAUCCCUCCCCUUCCCUCACCCUGCACCCCUUCCCCCCCCCAACAUUUCACCCUGCACCACCUUCCCUCCCCCUUCCUCUCACCCUGCGUCCCCCUAUCCCUCCCCUUCCCUCCCCUUCCCUCCAAGGUUCUCGUUCCCUUCCCUCCGAAACCCUCCCUCCGUUGCAGGAGCUUGCAGUCUCGAUUAACCGAAUUCCCUUUGUUGAGGCGGCCGCCAGGGGGGAGGAGGAAGAGGAGGCGGAGGAGGAGAAGGAGGAGGAGGAAGAAGACCCAGGUCUGAUCAGUGAUUUCAAGAUAAACGAUGACAUCCUGAAGUAUAGCCGAGGCUACGGAAACAUCACCUCACCCCCCCCCUCCCACCACCACCACCACCACCACCCCUCAACAGCUCACGCCGCCGGCGAUUUCAGCGAUCUCCCUGAUGAUGUGAUUAUGAAUCAUGAAACGCCCCUCGGGAACCAUAUCGCUCCUUCGUCGGAAGACUUCAUCGGCUGCCCAUCUCCUGACGAGGGACGAGGCGACGACCACGACGACGAGGAAGAGGACGACUCUCCGACCGCUGCCCUUCACGAACUGCGGCGGAGGGCCAUUGCGAGGAAGAACAACAACAAAAUAGGUAGAGGAAGAACAACAACAAAAAAGCAGAGGAACAACAACAACAACAACAAAGCAGAGGAAGAACAACAAAACGCAGGGAAAGAAGAAGAACAACAACAAAAAGCAGGGGAAGAACAACAACACACAGAGGAAGAACAGAAACAACAAAAAAGCAGAGGAAAAACAACAAUAACGCUGGAAAAGAACAACAAAAUGCAGGGUAGAACAACAACAGAAACAAAAAAGCAGGGGAAGAACAACAACACGCAAGGGAAGAACGACAACACUCAGAAGAACAUCAACACACAGGGGAAGAACAACAACACGCAGAAGAACAACACGCAGGGGAAGAACAACUACAAAAAAGCAGAGAAAGAACAACAAAAUGCCGAGGAAGAACAACGACAAAAAGCAGAGGAAGAACAACAAUACGCAGGGAAAGAACAACAAUAA
Macrobrachium nipponense is the source of this 1626-nucleotide messenger RNA. RefSeq names its product coiled-coil domain-containing protein 86-like. The coding region runs from base 1 to 1626 and encodes 541 amino acids. The record is from RefSeq and is a predicted model, not a curated record. NCBI's taxonomy places the organism in Eukaryota, Metazoa, Arthropoda, Malacostraca, Decapoda, Palaemonidae. The transcript has 9 exons. Gene Ontology annotation, biological process: microtubule cytoskeleton organization. Gene Ontology annotation, cellular component: microtubule cytoskeleton.